Serinus canaria (Common canary) is the source of this 3621-nucleotide messenger RNA. Its product is annotated as glucagon receptor-like. The coding region runs from base 310 to 1821 and encodes 503 amino acids. Gene Ontology annotation, cellular component: plasma membrane. Lineage: Eukaryota; Metazoa; Chordata; Aves; Passeriformes; Fringillidae. Gene Ontology annotation, biological process: cell surface receptor signaling pathway; adenylate cyclase-modulating G protein-coupled receptor signaling pathway. The record is from RefSeq and is a predicted model, not a curated record. Gene Ontology annotation, molecular function: glucagon receptor activity; peptide hormone binding. The transcript is spliced from 12 exons.
ACGCCGCUCGGUCACCGCCGCGUUCACCUCGCGGAGCCGGGGCUGCCCGUGACAGCGGGAACACCGGGAACAACAGGAACACCAGGAACAACGGGAACACCGGGAACAACGGGAAGGGCAGGACACCGGGAACACCGGGAACAGCGGGAACAACGGGAAGGGCAGGACACCGGGAACAACGGGAACAGCGGGAAGAGCGGGAAGAGCGGGACACCGGGACUGCCGGUCCCGCGGAGCCGGGAUCGGGGUCCUCGGCCCAGUUUGAGACGCCACCCGGCACUGGAAGCACUGGUCAGGCUGGGAGCGGCCAUGAGGGCCAUUCCUGGAGCUGGAUCCCUGCGGAGCCUCGUCCAGCUCGCCUGGCUGUGCCUCCUCUCCUCCGUGCCGCACGGAGGGGCCAAGGUGCUGGAGAAGACCUUCGAGGAGUGGCUGCGCUACCGUGACGAGUGCCUGAGGAGGAUGGCGAGCGAGCCCUACCCGGCAGGGCUGUUCUGUAACAGGACAUUUGACAUGUACGCCUGCUGGCCCGAUGGGAGCCCUGGCACUGCUGUCAACGUCUCCUGCCCCUUCUACCUGCCCUGGUUUGAGAAAGUGAAGCACGGGCUGGUGAGCCGCAGGUGUGGCACCGACGGUCAGUGGGUGACAGUGAACGGCAGCCAGCCCUGGAGGGACUACUCCCAGUGCGAGGAUGAGCUGGAGGUCACUGCUGAGGAGGUGGGACCCGGCUGGGACAGCAGGGAUGGCCAGGGCAGCCUGGCCGGGGGUGGACCCGCACCCACCUGGGCUCCCUGGCGCUGUGCUCCCCUGCAGGAAGGCGCCCGCCGGCUCAUGGUGAGCUUCAAGGUGCUCUACACCGUGGGGUACUCGCUGUCACUGCUCACCCUCAUCUCCGCCCUGCUCGUCCUCACCGCCUGCAGGAACCUGCGCUGCACCAGGAAUUACAUCCACGCCAACCUGUUCGCCUCCUUCGGGCUGCGCGCCACCUCGGUGAUGGUGAAGGACGCGCUGCUGGAGCGGCGCUGGGGCGUGGAGCUGGUGCAGGUGGCCGACUGGGAGGCUCUGCUGAGCCACGAGGCAACGCUGGGGUGCCGUGCGGCGCAGGUGCUGAUGCAAUACUGCAUCCUGGCCAACCACUACUGGUUCCUGGUGGAAGCUGUCUACCUCUACAAGCUGCUCAUCGGGGCCGUGUUCUCCGAGAAGAAUUACUACAGGCUCUACCUCUACCUGGGCUGGGGGACCCCCAUGGUGUUCGUGGUGCCCUGGAUGGCCGCCAAGUACCUGAAGGAGAACGCGGAGUGCUGGGCUCUGAACGAGAACAUGGCUUACUGGUGGAUCAUCCGCAUCCCCAUCCUGCUCGCCUCCCUGAUCAACCUGCUCAUCUUCAUGCGGAUCCUCAAGGUGAUCCUGGCCAAGCUCCGGGCCAACCAGAAGGGCUACGCCGACUACAAACUGAGGCUGGCCAAAGCCACCCUGACCCUCAUCCCCCUCUUUGGGAUCCACGAGGUCGUUUUCAUCUUCGCCACGGACGAGCAAACCACGGGCAUCCUGCGCUACAUUAAGGUGUUCUUCACCCUCUUCCUCAACUCCUUCCAGGGCUUCCUGGUGGCUGUGCUGUACUGCUUUGCCAACAAAGAGGUAACAGGGACAGGGUGUACCUGUCCCUGUCCUUGUCCCUGUUCUUGCCAUGGCACCUGCUGCCCGGCUUCCCCACCCCACCCUAUGCCUGCAGGGGGGGCACAGCCACGGAUAAGCCCCUUCUCCCUUCCCUCCAUGGCAGGUGAAGUCCGAGAUGAAGAAGAAGUGGCAGCUCUGGAAGCUUGAUCACCCGGUGCUCUGCUGUGCCCAGUGAGGUGGUGACCAGCCAGGGUAGAGGGGCUGCUGGCCACAGUGGCCACAGGGCCUGGCUGGAGAGCAGGAGGCUGCAGGAAGCUGUGCUGGGCAGUGCCCACCCAGGAUGGCGAGGCUGGGACGGGUGUCUGGCUGUGCCACACUGGAGCUGCUGGAAGGGACCUCCCUGCUGUGACCCGAGUGGGACGUGGCACCCUGGCUCUUGCAGGCAUUGCUGUGUGUCCAGCCCUGCUGCUUCUCCCCGUGCCUGAGCACCUGCAGAGCCUGACAGCCUCCCCCAGGACACCUCCCACACAGGGAACCCCUGGGACACCCACACCCCCCUGGCACCUGUGGGAUCACAGCAGGCAGGGGCAGCCUGGCCCUCAGCAGUGGCAGUGGGAGAUGCUGCCACACCCUGCACCCUGGGCCACACCACAGCCAGGGCUUCCCUGUCCCUGUGUCCCAGGCCAGGGCCAGCUCACCAGGCAUCCACAGCCACCCUGUAAAGCUCUGCACAGCGAGGGGCUGCUCCUGCUCCCACCCUCAUCACCGACACAGAACAGCAGCUCCCAUCCCCCCUCGCUGCUCUGCAGCUGCACAAACCCCUGGUGCCCCUGCCAUGGGCAGAGCCAAGGAUGGAGCCUCAAAACCACUUGGGAGUGAAGGAUUUGAGAGCAGCAACUCACUGGGGCAGAGCCCAACCUCCUCCGUGCCAGGUUCAGCAUCCAGCCCAGCCUCCCCUGCUUUGUGGAGGGAAAGCUGCAUUGCCAGCAUGGCAGGAGCUCAGGAACCAAAGGCUGGCCAAAGGCUGAAAUCCUGGGAGUUUCCUUUCCAGUGGGAUGCCAAAGCAUCAUCCUCCCCCAGCCAAGCAGGCUGUGGAUCCCGGGAAGCUCAGGAGCAAGGGAAGCAGCCGAGGUGGUGUGGUUUGAGCAGGGCUGCUCCUAUCCUGGGCCUGGAGGAGCAGGAGACACCCCCAGCCCCAGCCCCUCGCUCUAGCCCGAGGGAGCAGCACGGACACUGCCAGAGCUCGUUCCCACCACAUUCCUUCCUUUCUCGAGUCUCCUCCGGGCUGGAGGAAGCAGCUGGGAGGCUCCAGGAGAUGCCCAUGGACACUGGAGGUUCUCCAGAUCCUGCCCUUCCCCGAGGGGCUGGGGGAGCCUCUCCCAGUGCCUCAGGCAGGAGCUGCCUCGAGCACACAAAGCAAAGAGGCUGCACCAGCCUGGAGUCACAGCCCUGGAUCGAUGGAACCCCCUCGAGACCAAUUUACACAUUAACUCUCUUUUCAGAUGUAAAUAAAUAUUUAUUUUUCAACAAGCAGAGCCUGCUGCUUCUGUCUGCUGCAGGGGGAGGAAAGGGCUGGUGUGCACAGACAGCUGAAUCUCAGAAUGGACUGGGGUGGGGGGAAAAAGAACUUUAAAGCUGCCAUGGCAGGGACACCUCCCACCACCUCAGGCUGCUCCAAGCCCUGCCCAGCCUGGCCUUGGGCACUGCCAGGGAUCCAGGGGCAGCCCCAGCUGCUCCGGCCACCCUGUGCCAGGGCCUGCCCACGCUGCCAGGGAACAAUUCCUUCCAAUAUCCCAUCCAGCCCUGCCCUGUGGCAGUGGGAGCCAUUCCCUGUGUCCUGUCCCUCCAUCCCUUGUCUCUAGUCUCUCUCCAGCUCCCUGGAGCCCCUUUGCACCCUGGCAGAGGCUCUGAGGUGCCCCUGGAGCCUUCUCACCAGGUGACCAGAGGAGGCAGCUCUCUGAGCCUGGCUCCAGCCCUGGGCUUGGAGUAUCUCAGUAGCUCCCACUG